Molecule: messenger RNA, 1395 nt
Organism: Daldinia childiae
Lineage: Eukaryota; Fungi; Ascomycota; Sordariomycetes; Xylariales; Hypoxylaceae
Product: 20S-pre-rRNA D-site endonuclease nob1
Exons: 1
Coding region: 1-1395 (464 amino acids)
Biological process (GO): ribosomal small subunit biogenesis; maturation of SSU-rRNA
Cellular component (GO): preribosome, small subunit precursor
Molecular function (GO): RNA endonuclease activity
Source: RefSeq, a predicted model, not a curated record
AUGGCGACAACAGAACUUCAACAAGCGGUAAAACCCGUGGAGACUAUAAAUACACCAACAGAUACAGAAUCUACACCCUCAAAACCCAUUCAUUCUCUCGUUCUCGACACAGGCCCUCUAAUUAAGAACGAUCCUCCGGUCAGCACCCUCCUUGCUCAAGCCUACGAAUUAUAUACGCUUCCGUCGGUCAUAUCCGAAAUUCGAGAUGCCGCAACGAGGGCGCGAGUCGAGACAACAUUAGUUCCUUUCAUAAAGUUGCGCACUCCGCGCCCCGAAAGCAUCAAGUUCAUCACCGAUUUUGCGCGGCGCACCGGAGACCUCGAGGUCUUGAGCAGACCCGAUUUACACCUAAUCGCAUUAACAUACGAACUAGAGUGCGAAAGAAAUGGCGGCGAUUGGCGCCUAAGAAAGACACCCGGACAAAAAGGCUUGAACGGAAAGGCACCUACACAGCAAGCGAAAGAGAAUGGAAUCGCAGAACAAAAUGAUGGCGAGAAUCCCGAAGACAAGAAGCCGGAAGAAGUUGAUAGCCAAAACGAGGCAGGCCAAAUCGAAUUAGAAGGAGGUAAACCAGAGGAUAAUUCGAACGUCGAAUCCGAGAUACAGGAGCAGCCGAUUAUUCAACAAGAAACCGUCACUCAAGCCCUUGAUUCUCUCAGUUUAGAAUCAUCCGCUUUGCCUACAGUUGAUACUAUACCAGGUGAUGUCGCAGGAUCAGAACCAAAGGUUGCCGACCAGAAAGAAGAGGACGAAGAUGACGAUGAAGACGGUUGGAUCACGCCGUCGAACCUCAAGAAACAUCAAGCCAAAGACCAACUCUCAGCACCGGAGCAACCGAUCCAAAAGUUCCUGCAGGUAGCACUCCUCACAUCAGAUUACGCGAUGCAGAAUGUGGCGCUGCGGGUGAAUCUCAAUCUAGUGUCGCCAAGUUUAGCGCGCAUCACGCGCGUCAAGACUUGGGUACUACGGUGCCACGGAUGCUUCGCGAUUUCGCGGGACAUGGGAAAGCAGUUCUGCCCACGAUGCGGGCAACCUACCUUAACACGCGUGAGCUGCUCGACAAACGCAGCAGGGGAGUUUACGAUACACCUCAAGCGCAACUUCCAGUGGAACAACCGUGGCAACGUGUACAGCGUGCCGAAGCCGGUACACGGUUCUUCAAACGGAAAGGCACGUGGCCCGGGAGGUGGAAAGGGAGGCUGGGGAAGAGAGCUUAUCUUUGCCGAGGAUCAGAAGGAAUAUCUUAAGAAGUCCACAGACCAAAAGAAAACAAAGCAGAGGGAUAUUAUGGAUGAGGAUUAUCUCCCAGGCAUCUUGACGGGGGAUAGAAGUGGAGGAACCCCCGGCAGGAUACGUGUUGGGGCGGGAAGGAAUGUGAAUUCUCGAAAAAGAUAG